Spodoptera exigua (beet armyworm) is the source of this 366-nucleotide messenger RNA. NCBI's taxonomy places the organism in Eukaryota, Metazoa, Arthropoda, Insecta, Lepidoptera, Noctuidae. The record is from the annotation of a GenBank genome assembly.
UAUAAAUAGAUAAUUCUAAAUAGUUAAAGAAAAUUCAAGUUAUUCAAGUAAAAUUUUUUUUAAAUCGUAUCUAAAAGCUAUAUUUUUUUGCUCUCAUAAUGCCCAGAAAAAGCUACAAAGAGCCAACAUUGGUGUUAUCGAUUUCGACCGUGACCUAUAUAAUGCUACACGCGUGCAAUCUACUUCCUGAAACGUGAACAUGUCCAAAUUGUUUUCAAUUAACAUUUAGGUCCUUGUUAUUGAGUAAUCCACAUUAUGAUAAUAGAAGCGAUUCCGUAACAAGUGUCUUCAUUGCUAUUGCUCAGGCAUUUCUUUGUUGCUCCAUAUGGGAAACGUGCUAGUGUUGUUUUGAUUUAAAACAUUAUA